AAUAAUACAAAUUUUUGGAAAAUGAAUGUUGAAGGUAAUUUGGAUGUUAAUAAUGGUGUAUUUCCCGAUAUACGCGACACUGUGGAUCAAAUCCUGCAAGCUGCACUACGAGAAUCGUCGGCAUCGUUAACAAUUGAAGAAAAACAAAAGUUUUUAAAAGCAAUACGUUAUAAACUUUUUACGCUAAUAGUUCAACAUAUGCAAAAUUUUCAGAGAUUGCUUAUUAUCUCCCGGCGGCGCAAUCAACAGCGUUUUAGACGCCGUCAAACAAUGAUGCGCUCUUUUUAUUUUCAAAAAAUGUUGGAAUGCGAUACAACUUUAAUAGAAUUUAUUUCUAAAGCACACAUGAGACAUUUCAAAGAAAUUAAGCAAACUAAAAAUACUGAUUCUGUUUCCACAAAACCCAUUCCUCGGAAUGUAUUUGACGAUCUUUCUUCAUUCACUCAACAACAAUGGCUGACUACGUUUCGUAUGUCAAAAGAAAACUUUGACGGAUUAUGUGCGCAACUAAAAAAUUUGAUACCGCCAAUACAAAAUCGAGCGCAAAUAGUGCCGCUCGAGAAGUGUAUCGCAAUUGGACUGUAUGCCUUAGCUAGUGGCGAUGAGUACACUCCCAUUGCUCGGCUAUUUGGUGUAGCCAAUAUAAUUGUUUACAAGAUCAGAGCGAUUUUUAUUGAGGCACUAUUAAAGAAACUUGGAAGCAAUUUAAUAAAAAUGCCUAAAAAGUCUGAAGAAUUCCAAGAAAUACGCACAACAUUCAAACAGGCAUCAAAUAUGCCAGCAUUGGUGUUGGGUGUUAUUGGAGCUUGUGAAUUACCAGCAAUAAAUAAAGCAGAAAAUCUGUGUAAGAAUCCUAUCACAUUUGAAGCACUUGUCGAUGACAGACUGCUAUUUCGUAAAAUACAACUCCAAGGCGAUGUUCCCAGUUUGUUUAUCGACGCUCCUAAUGAGAUACUUAAUAUGGAACUUCAGUUGGUUAAUGGAAAAUAUAUACCCUGUUUUGCGGUAUGUGCUACGCAAUAUUAUCCGUUGCGUCUAUGGCUAAUGCAUCAGUAUAAAAAUCCGAGUGCACCACAUGAAUUUGACUUUAAUGAAGCCAUUGAAAACUUGGUUAUAUUUAAGAACGAGGCAUUUCGUCGUUUGUUUUCGCGCUGGAAAAUUUUAACACGCAAUUAUGGCAUUGAACCCAACACUAUGACAUUAAUUACAACGGCUUGCGUUGCAUUGCACAAUCUGUGUGAGGAAAAUGAGGAAGAAUUCAACGAGGACUGGAGUGAAGGCGUAAAUUUAUGUGAUGAAAUCAGUUCUGGAAAUGUGAAAACCUUGCCAAACGCAACUGAAGCUUUAACUAUGCGAAACUUUCUUGCACGCACAAUUAGCUCAACCGAAAUGUAGCUCUAGAUUAUUAUAUAAUAGUUUGUGGAGAAAUGCUGCUUACUUAAAUAAGUUACCACUCUUACAUGCGCGAUAAAAUGUAGUUAUGAACAAACAAAAUUCAAUGGCUAAAAUGCGCCGAAGUACUGAUAUUUUUAAGAAAAAUGCAUUCCAAACUUUAUAAGGGGCAGUAGUGUUUGUGGAUAUUAGCAAUUUAUCUCCAAUUGCAUGAUGUGCUCCAGUUUACAUAAAGCGCCCAGAAUAUCAAGCAACAUAAUCGACAAAAACGAUUGCAACUUCAUUAGUUGCAUAUAACCAAUAUUCCAGAUUAUACACUUUACAAUAAUUAAUAAUCUCUAUUUACAUUUUAUUC
Molecule: messenger RNA, 1747 nt
Organism: Teleopsis dalmanni
Lineage: Eukaryota; Metazoa; Arthropoda; Insecta; Diptera; Diopsidae
Exons: 4
Coding region: 22-1395 (457 amino acids)
Source: RefSeq, a predicted model, not a curated record